CUGUGUGCCUACAGCUGCUGUAGCAGGCCAGGUCAUCCAGAUGACGCCAAGAUGCUCGCGCGUAGCGGCCUUGGUCCUUUGCACGCUAAUUGGCCCGGCGUUGGGCCACAUGAACUCUAAGGUCAACCUUCACAGCAGCAGCCGCAGGCUAGAGGAGGAUGGGAGGAACGAGUCUGACUCUGUCAACGCCAAAUGGCAAUGCGAGCCCAGCGAGGAUGUGAACAUCAAAGCGGCCAACGGGUACCACCUUCGAGGGGUUAACCUUGGAUCGUGGAUGGUGCUCGAGCCCUGGAUCACGCCUUCCAUGUUCUUCCAGUUUCUCGGAAAGGAGGUGACGUCAGAAGGAGAAGGGUCUAGCCAGAUCGGGAUGGACAUGUACACGUUCUGCCAGGCGCUAGGCCCGGAGGAGGGCAACAAGCAGCUCAAGAGGCACUGGCAGACGUGGGUCACCGAGGAGGACAUCGCACAGCUGGCCACGGUUGGCGUUAACACUAUCCGCCUCCCGGUUGGGGACUGGAUGUACCAGCCGUACGGGCCUUACGUUGGGUGCACCGACGGCGCGCUGGAGGAAGUUGACCGGCUGUUCGACCUCUGCCGAAGGUACGGCAUCCGGGUUCUGCUGGAUAUUCACGCCAUCGCCAACAGCCAGAACGGUUUCGACAACUCAGGACAGGCGAUGGACAUCGAGUGGACGACGUACUCGGGCAAUGCCGUGUCGGGAACGGCGACUUUCGUGCACUGGCCGUACAGAGCGGCCCGGUGGAUGGGAGACUGGGACAGAGCGGCGGGGGAAUACACUUCCAAGAACGAGUCUGCGAUCGAGUUCACGCUUAAGGUGAUCCAGACGAUGGUCGACCUCUACGCCAACGAGACGGCGGUGAUGGGCCUUCAGCCGGUCAACGAGCCCUGGCAGUUUACCCCCAUCGACUGGCUUAAGGACUUCUACUGGGACGGUUACCACAUCGUGAGGGAGCAGGCCCCCCACUGGCUGUUCCUGAUGCACGACUCGUUCAACUUCGACGUCAACACGUGGGGAGACUUCAUGAAGAACUGCCCCACCAUCGGCCUAGACACCCACAUCUACCAGGCUUGGUCGCCGCCGGGGCCUCAAGCGGGCUACCUCGCCAGCGCUUGCGACGCGAAGAAUAACAUCAUGGCGAUGGAGGAGAGGGGCAUGCCCGUUAUCAUUGGGGAGUGGUCGCUGGCGACGGAUAAUUGUGCCAUGUGGCUCAACGGCUUCCAGGACAACUUGCCGGGCUUCCCACAGACUACGUGCAGGAUGGUACGCUGCCCCUUGCCGUACAUGGGAGGUGAACAGCCCGGAGCCCCUGUCAACCCCAACAUGCCUCCCGUCGGCCCCUUCGGCACCGGGUCUAGCACGCCGAGCUUCGGACAGUGCCCGAUCGACGCCGCUUGGCACGCUGAGGACGACUUCAUGACGGGCCCCGCGUACGCCAAACUGCAUGCUUUCCAGGGCGGACACGGUUGGUUCUUCUGGAACUUCAAGACCGAGCUUGAGGUGCGAUGGGACUACCUUGCCGCCACGGACAAGGGCUACUUCCCCUACCACGUCGACAACCUGGAGCUCAACGAAGACGUGAUCGAUGCGUGCAACCGUUUCAACGGCCGCUACCCGGUCAAGGGGAUGCCUCCUGGAAUUUUCUCGCAAGACGCCUCCGACCACCGCCACCUGGGCGGUGUCCACAUCGCCAUGAUCAUCACGGCGUUUUCGCUCAUCGUCUUCGCUGGGUUCAAGGCCUUGAAGAACAGGAGGAGGAGGAGGGGCGCCGCCGCCGGCAGCGGGGAGUGGAAGCGGGUGUGCGAUAGUCCAGCUGUGGAGGGACAGGGCGAGUUCACCGCUCCGACGAUGGGAUACCAGACAGUCCAGGCCCAGACUUGA
Messenger RNA from Ectocarpus siliculosus, 1900 nucleotides. Lineage: Eukaryota; Phaeophyceae; Ectocarpales; Ectocarpaceae. The record is from the annotation of a GenBank genome assembly.